Messenger RNA from Manis javanica (Malayan pangolin), 2387 nucleotides. NCBI's taxonomy places the organism in Eukaryota, Metazoa, Chordata, Mammalia, Pholidota, Manidae. The record is from RefSeq and is a predicted model, not a curated record.
CGCCCCCGGGCCGCUCGGGGGCACCGACUACUCCCCAUUGGCUGGUGAUGGUCAUUUGGGGGGGGGCAGAGCGCGCUGGCAAUGUUGGGGAGCGAGUGCCGUGGUCUGAGCCACCUCCCCCUCCUCCUCCUCCCCCUGGGCCCCUCUCCCCGGCCCUCCGCGCAGCGCCGCGCCGCCUGAGAGGAAACAAAGUGCUGCGGGCGGGAGACUCGGUGGCGGUGGCGGCGGCGUGCGCGGACUCUGCUCAGCCUUCCCGGUGACCCUCUCCGCGGUCUUCCCGAGUGUGUGCGUGUUUCCUUACAAAGGGCAUUUUACGACUGAUCGGUUCAUAUUCCUCCCCUUUUGCCCUUUGUGCUGUAUUCUCUCUCCCGCCAUCGCAGGUGCUGCUUCCUCCCCACGCCGGCCUCUCCGCGUGCGCUGGUCGCCGGUGUGCCUUCGGUCCUGGCUUCGCCCCUGCAGCGCCCCCUGCUCAUUCUCCCCCGCCGAUCGCCCCGCCGCCCGCCAUGGCGACCGCGACCCCCGUGCCGCCGCAUGCGGGCAGCCACGCCAGCGGCCCUGCCACGCCGCUGAGCCCUACGCGGCUGUCGCGGCUGCAGGAGAAGGAGGAGCUGCGCGAGCUCAAUGACCGGCUGGCCGUGUACAUCGACAAGGUGCGCAGCCUGGAGACGGAGAACAGCGCGCUGCAGCUACAGGUGACGGAGCGGGAGGAGGUGCGCGGCCGCGAGCUCACCGGCCUCAAGGCGCUGUACGAGACCGAGCUGGCCGACGCGCGCCGCGCCCUGGACGACACGGCCCGCGAGCGCGCCAAGCUGCAGAUCGACCUGGGCAAGAUCAAAGCCGAGCACGACCAGCUGCUCCUCAAUUACGCUAAGAAAGAAUCUGAUCUUACUGGAGCCCAGCUGAAGCUUCGAGAAUAUGAAGCAGCUCUGAAUUCUAAAGACGCAGCUCUAGCCACCGCUCUUGGGGACAAAAAAAUCUUAGAGGGAGAUUUGGAGGAUCUGAAGGAUCAGAUUGCCCAGCUAGAAGCCUCCUUAGCUGCUGCCAAAAAACAGUUAGCAGAUGAAACUUUGCUUAAAGUGGACUUGGAGAACCACUGUCAGAGCCUUAGUGAGGACCUGGAGUUCCGUAAAAACAUGUAUGAGGAGGAGAUAAAUGAAACCAGGAGGAGGCGUGAAACACGCUUGGUAGAGGUGGAUUCUGGGAGUCAGAUCGAGUAUGAGUACAAUCUGGCUCAAGCCCUUCGUGAGAUGAGAGAGCAACACGAUGCCCAAGUGAAGCUGUACAAGGAGGAGCUGGAGCAGACUUACCACGCCAAACUCGAGAAUGCCAGACUGUCAUCGGAAAUGAAUACUUCCACUGUCAACAGUGCCAGGGAAGAACUGAUGGAAAGCCGCAUGAGAAUUGAGAGCCUUUCAUCUCAGCUUUCUAAUCUACAGAAAGAGGUGAGUAAACAUCUUCCCCGAGGAAGAAUCAAAGUUGAACUUGAAGGCCGCCUCCACCAUAGUAGGCCACCCACUUUGGAUCAGCCAAUGGGAGGCUGGGAGAUGGUCAGAAAAAUUGGAGACAAAGCAGUCAGUUAUAAAUAUACCUCAAGAUACGUGCUGAAGGCGGGGCAGACAGUUACAAUCUGGGCUGUAAAUGCUGGAGUCACAGCCAGUCCUCCCACUGACCUCAUCUGGAAGAACCAGAACUCUUGGGGCACUGGCAAAGACGUGAAGGUCAUACUGAAGAACUCCCAGGGAGAGGAGGUUGCUCAAAGAAGUACAGUCUUUAAAACAACCACACCUGAAGAGGAAGAGGAAGAAGCAGCAGCCGAAGUGGCUGCCGAGGAAGAACUUUUCCACCAGCAGGAAGCCCCAAGAGCAUCCAAUAAAAGCUGUGCAGUUAUGUGAACUUCUCAAGUCAACCGUCUUCCUCAGAGUAAGGAAGGGUGGUGAUCCUUCCCUACACGCAGUGCAGAGCCUUCUCCGAAGCACAGAGUAUUUUUAUGUCUUCUUUAUGUGAAUUUUUAAGCUGCGAAUCUGAUGGCCUUAAUUUCCUUUUUUGACACUGAAAGUUUUAAAAAAUGAACUCAUACCCAUACACUUUGUUCCAAGAUGUGAAAUAAUUGACACUGAAUUAAUGGUGUACUGUUUGGAAAGGGUCCCUCAAAUUUUUUGACAUUUUUUUGUAUGUGUGUGUUUUUUAAGUGCUUAUGAGAAGGGGAGGGGAGGGAGGGUAAACAAACCACUGUGUGUCUGGAUAUAAUUUGAAGAUUGCUCCAUCUAGACAGCAGUCUGCUCUUGAUUUUUCUCUGCUAUGUACAACGGUGCUGUGAGGGAGGAGGGGAAAGCAUUUUUCAGAACUUUUGUACUGAAGUUUUUGUAAUAAACAAGUCUACAAAUUUU